Messenger RNA from Hypanus sabinus (Atlantic stingray), 3312 nucleotides. RefSeq names its product copine-3-like. The record is from RefSeq and is a predicted model, not a curated record. Gene Ontology annotation, biological process: ERBB2 signaling pathway; cellular response to calcium ion. Gene Ontology annotation, molecular function: receptor tyrosine kinase binding; calcium-dependent phospholipid binding. Lineage: Eukaryota; Metazoa; Chordata; Chondrichthyes; Myliobatiformes; Dasyatidae. Bases 230 to 1825 code for a protein of 531 amino acids. Gene Ontology annotation, cellular component: plasma membrane. The transcript is spliced from 16 exons.
CUCUUGUCCGUCACUGAAACUCGCGGUGAGCAGAACCGAGUCGAUCGCCGUAUUUAUUUUUGUCUGGCUAUCGAUCGGGAUAAACAAUAAACCUUUGCAACGAAGAGAUCUUUUUGCAGCCUUAAUUAUUGUUUUCCUAUUUGCUCUACCCUGUCAGUGGCUGUUAAAAUAAGCUGUGCAGUCCGAAAGGAGUUGUUUUGGGAGUUUGUGGUAACUAUUAGGUUUGCAGAUGGCAGAUUGUGUGAGUAAGGUGGAGCUAAGCAUUUCCUGUGAAAAUCUACUUGAUAAAGAUGUUUUCUCUAAGUCUGAUCCACUCUGUGCACUCCUGUUAAAUACUGGUGGAAAUCAGUGGGUUGAGAUUGGUCGUACAGAAAUGGUUAAGAAUUGCCUCGAUCCAAAAUUUUCUAAGAAAUUUCUGAUUGAUUAUUAUUUUGAACAAGUCCAGAAGUUGAAAUUUGGAGUCUAUGAUAUUGAUAAUGAAACUUUUGAUCUGGGUGAUGAUGACUUUCUGGGAGAAUUUGAAUGCACCUUGGGUCAGAUUGUCUCCAGCAAGAAAUUGACCAGACCUCUAAUGCUGCAGAAUGGGAAAACGGCAGGAAAAGGAACAAUCACGAUUUUUGCAGAAGAAGUAAAAGAUAACCGCGUGGUUAACUUUGAAGUUCAAGCUCGUAAACUAGAUAAAAAGGACUUUUGGGGAAAAUCAGAUCCUUACCUCGAAUUCUGUAAACAGACAUCUGAUGGAAAAUGGCAAAUGGUGCAUAGGACAGAGGUUAUAAAACGAAAUUUAAAUCCCGCUUGGAAACCAUAUAAAAUUCCCUUGCAGUCACUUUGUAACAGUGACUUAAUGAAGCCAAUCAAGGUAACUUGCUACGAUUAUGACAAUGAUGGGUCACAUGAUCUAAUAGGUACAUUUGAGACCAACAUGGAGACACUGCAGUUUGCAUCACAUAGUUCACCAGUCGAAUUUGAGUGUAUUAAUCCAAAGAAGAAACAGAAAAAGAGAAAUUACAAGAAUUCAGGAAUAGUGAGCUUUAAAUUGUGCCAGAUUGUGAAAGAAUAUUCUUUCUUGGAUUACAUCAUGGGUGGCUGUCAGAUGAACUUCAUUGUUGGCAUUGAUUUCACAGGCUCAAAUGGAGACCCUCGUAAACCUGACUCUCUGCAUUACAUUAGUCCUAAUGGCUUUAAUGAAUACCUUAUGGCAAUCUGGUCUGUUGGGAUGAUCAUUCAAGACUAUGAUACAGACAAAUUGUUCCCUGCAUUUGGAUUUGGAGCUCAGAUACCUCCUAACUGGCAGGUAUCGCAUGAAUUUCCACUCAAUUUUAACCCUACAAAUCCAUUCUGUGCAGGAGUGCAGGGGAUUAUUGAUGCCUACCGAAAUUGUCUGCCUCAAGUGAAGUUACAUGGGCCAACAAACUUCUCUCCGAUUAUAAACCAUGUGGCAAGAUUUGCAGCAGCAGCAGCACAGCAGCCAAUUGCAUCGCAAUACUUCAUCCUGCUGAUCAUCACAGAUGGAGUGAUAACUGAUUUAGACGAUACACGACAGGCCAUCGUUAAUGCUGCUAAGUUGCCAAUGUCCAUUAUCAUUGUUGGUGUUGGCGGAGCAGAUUUCAGUGCCAUGGAGUUUCUGGAUGGUGACGAAUGUGUUCUAAAAUCACCUACUGGAGAAAUAGCCAUCCGUGACAUUGUCCAGUUUGUGCCUUUUAGGAAGUUCCAUAAUGCAACAAAAGAAGCUCUUGCACAGAGUGUCCUUGCUGAAUUACCUCAGCAAGUGGUGUGUUACUUCAACACACGCAAGCUUCGUCCUCCAAAUGAGCCAAAUCCUUAACUGUUCUAAAUUCAUAGCUAAAUGUUUAUAAUGCAUUACGCCAAAAAACAUUUUCUUUAAAUAUCAUCAGUAACACAUGUAUUAACAUUCAGUGUAUUGUAUGUUACAUCUGUAAUUUUUCAUAGUUUUAUGAGUUAAAAUAUUUUGUUGCAUUAUAAAUAUUUUGUAUGAACUUAUAAACUAUCUUUUUUUACAAGUGGGUGAGGUCAAAUCAUUGUAUUAUAUUUACCAUUGCUAUCUGUAAAAUUGUUCAUUUGCCUUUGGUAACAUAUUUAGAAAUUCUUAAAGAAGCAAUCUUUCAUUAGUCUUUAAUAUAUUCUAUAGUUUUUUUAUACUAUUGUUAUAAUUCAUCUUUUGAAUUUUAAGUUUAUAUGCCUGUAUCUGGCACCAAUGUAAACAACAGUUUCAAUUGUUUGAUUAUGGAAUGAAAAUGAUUUGCAUAUUAUAACACUGUAUAAGUACAUCGUACUAUGUCUUAUGGAGUAAUUUAACUUGAAUUCUAAAAGACUUAGUGAUUAUACUGUAAAUUUAUCCAAUUCAUGAUGUAUAUUACCAUUUUUAAAAAGUGGUUACGUAAUGAUUAGAAGCCUUGGCUGUAUUGAUUAACUUUUUGCAAUAUUUAUUUUUCCUAAUUUUACCUUUCAAGUUUUUUUCUGUUUUAUCAGUUAGAGAAAAUUCCAGAAAAAUAGUGAAUUUCAAAGAACCUUUCAAACAGAUUUUUUAAAAACAUGCAGGAUGUUUAACAAACAGGUGAAAAUUGAAUUGUUACAGCUGAAGUGUUGGGAUUGAUUUUUCCAGGGGUUGGGCAGUGCAGGCACAUUCUUCCCAGGCAAUUCUCAAAUUUAGUAUCAAUGGGCAGAAAUAGGAAUUUGAAAGGGUGGGAAGUUCAAGGAUUCUUUUAUGGCCUGGGAAUGCUUAGCUCUUUCUAGCCCACAUUUGAAGAAUGAAAGUCCCUUUCGUUUGGUAAUAUUUGUGAUGCAGGUGAUGUCAUGGAACCUUAGCUUGCAAUAUCUUCAAUAUAUUAUUUUCAAUUCUGUUGCAAGAAAUGCAGAUGGACUGAAUCAAUGUUGUAGAAUAUUACUGCUAUAGGAAUAUAGCUAAUCGUUUGCAGGCUUCCAGGUAUUGAAAUUGUGUCUCAUUGCCUGACACUGUCUGGUGAAAGGCCAUUAAACUUGAUGCCAACCUUACACUGUGUAUUCCCAACAUUUGCCAUUGUAGAAUUGUGUAUAUUUGUAAAUGUUACUCAUUCAUUAUUUCAUCAGAUUCUCAUAUUUAAUAAGUAUUGCCUGUCAGAAUUGCUGGAAUUUAUUCUUGUCAUCUCAUUACUGCCUCCAAUUAAUACACUCUGGUAAUGUAUGAUAAUGCAUUGUUUUAUAGAAAAUAUUAGAUCUUAGUCACUUAGUUUUCUUGACCUGUAAAAGUUAAUGGACAGCACUGUUAAACAAUUUAUUAAGCUACUUCAAUAAACUUGUACAAUUCAUUUAGUA